This is a messenger RNA of Jaminaea rosea, 1030 nucleotides long. RefSeq names its product SCO1 protein. The transcript is spliced from 3 exons. NCBI's taxonomy places the organism in Eukaryota, Fungi, Basidiomycota, Exobasidiomycetes, Microstromatales. The coding region runs from base 1 to 918 and encodes 305 amino acids. Gene Ontology annotation, biological process: mitochondrial respiratory chain complex IV assembly. The record is from RefSeq and is a predicted model, not a curated record.
AUGCUCAAGCCAGCAUCAAGUAUUGCGUCGACGUCGAGACUCCUGCUGAGGUCGCCAUCGCCUGCGUCGCCCUCACUGCGUGCUCCUCGCAUCACAGCCCUGACGGCACCGCGAGCCGCCACACUUGCUCGCCGAUGGUAUGCAACGAGUCCUGAGCAGAGGGCAAAGGAUCAAGCAAAGGAGCGAGCAGCCGUAGGCCCCUUCAACAUCCGAGCAGCUGCCCUCUUUGUCCUCACAGGCGCCGGUCUUUUCCUCUACUUCCAACAUGAGCGAAAUCAGGUCGCUGCUAGGAAAGCCGCAGAGUCAGCAAAUGCAAAGGUUGGGCGACCACGCAUAGGUGGACCAUUUGAGCUCGUCAUGGCAGAUUCUGGCAAGCAAGGUUACAAGGUGACGCACAAGGACCUUGAGGGAAGCUUCAGCCUCGUCUACUUUGGCUUCACAAACUGCCCAGAUAUCUGCCCAGAGGAGCUUGACAAGAUGGGUGAAGUCGUAGACAGCAUCGACGCCACACACGGUCCCAUCAUCAACCCCAUCUUCAUCUCGUGCGAUCCAGCCCGCGAUGACUUGUCCCUCGUAUCGACGUACAUCGCCGACUUCCACCCUCGUCUCGUCGGGCUGACGGGCAGCUACGAGGCAGUCAAGGCGGCUUGCAAGGCGUAUCGCGUCUACUUCUCGACGCCGCCCAAUGCAGACCCCAAGGGUGACUAUCUCGUCGACCACAGCAUCUUCUUUUAUCUGAUGGAUCCGGAGGGGCGCUUCGUCGACGCAUUUGGAAGGAGCGCAGGUCGAGAAGAGGUCGAGCGCAAGGUCAGAGACUACAUUGCGAGGUGGAAAGCAGAGGGACUUGGGAUUGAAAAGGCAGACCUCAAGCACAGGGUCAAGGCUGACGAGGCAAGGAGAGUGCAGAGCUUGGCGUAAGCCAGCAGUCACCACAAGAAGGGAAAUCACCACUCCUGGUUGCAUUGAUCAUCCGCCCUGAAGACUCCGGAACCACGCUUGAUAGGCUCCUUCGACGUCGAAGAGCAUCUGC